AACAAAAUGGCGGACAACGUGGAAAGCAAAAAAUCUGAAGUUGCUGGAAUUCUUCAAGCAAUAGCCCGUCAUAUUAACUGCUUAAGUGAAAACAACCGCAUCACUAAAAAGAAGGCACUCGAAAGUAUCCGCAAGGAAACUUUGGGUAAGAAACCUGCUGUCGAUCCGGAGAUAUUGCAAGGCGUUUUUGAGAGUGUAGUAAAACCACUUUUGAAAUGUUUUGCAGACAACGUUGAGAGAUGCCGAGAGCUAGCCAUCGAUAUCGUGUCUGAUUUCGUGGAUGUUGUCCCGUGCCCCGAGGCCUGUUUACCCUACCUCAUGCCCACCGUGGUCCAACGGCUUGGAAAUCAAGAAAUAGUUGAAUCAUCUGAAGAACUAAGGUUGAGUCUUGUGUGUUUACUUGUAAAAAUUACCAACAUAACAAAGAAGAAACUUGGUCCGUAUCUUGACGAUUUGGUGAAUGUUUUGCAACGAACCAUCGUAGAUCCGUUUCCAGAUGUUCGCAGAGAGAGUUGCAAGUGUACAUGUUUGAUUGCCCGUUUCAUACCUGAGCACUUUCACAUGCAGUCGGAGAGUCUGAUUAAGCCACUUUCAAUAUGCAUUAGCCAUCAACACGCCAAAGUUCGCACGCAGUGCAUUCUAACGAUCGGUGAUGUUCUGCAGUUUGGCAGUCACAAGCCCAUGGAUCAGGUUAUAUCGCAUCUGGCACAGCGAUUAUUUGAUCAGUCACCACAGGUACGGAUGGCGGUGACGGAUGUCGUUGGUGGAUGGUUGUUGGACUUUGUGGAUAGGUACUCAUUCCAUCAUAAGUUAAUUCCAUUGUUACUUUCGAGUCAGACGGAUGAGCUGCCCGAUAUACAGAAUAAGGCUUUCAAACUCUGGGAUGAAAUUGGAGCAAAGUACGCCCAGGAGAAUGAGGAAGAACUUAAAGAUCAGCUGGACUUUGGAAAGAUGGUGGAUUUACCUCUAGGAGAAACAACGAGACCCAACCUCGGAUGUCGCACUUUAAUGUUUCGCAACCUGUCCAAGAUUCUACCAGGACUGCUUAACGACCUCACAGACUGGACGACGUCCAAUCGGAUCAUGUCGGCAAAACUGCUCAGGAUGCUGCUCCUCAACAGCGAGGAUCACACGACGCAGCACAUGGAGAAACUACUGUCUGGAAUGUACAGAGCAUGUGGGGAUGAGGAACGGGAGGUUGUGCAGCAGAUCCUUCUCUCGGCUGAGAUAGUCGGUUUCUUUGUGGAUCCAGAGAUCUAUUGGAAGCUGGUGAACCCCACAGUGCGCAGCGCUCAGAGCCCUGGCGUGUUGAUGACGUUGGCCGGGUUGAUCCGCGGCUCCAAACCGGAGACCCUUCAGCCUCAGCUGAUGAGUGUGUGUCAAGCUUUGGUGGAUCCUGAGGUGUGUCGGAAUGAACAGACAUCUUAUCAGGUUGAACUAUUGUCUUGCAUCCAAGCUAUCCUCGCUACCAGCAAAGAGCAAUGUUCGGAGGUCAGCCUACAGCUAUUUACGACACUCGUAACUCUAUUGGCCUUGGCCAGGGAUGAUGACCUGAAGACCAGGAUCCGGGAAGGCAUCACAUCGCUUGCGAAAAUACAGGGCAUGGAGGACAACAGCGCCCUCUAUAGAGCACAUACCCGUCAGGUUCUGGACUCCUUGAAAGGAAACUACGAGCAGUGGACCAACUUCUCGGUGGAGCGACCCAUCUUUGAUGCACUGCUCACUGAAUCAGGUGUUUUGGUUAGUGAGCUCUUGACGGACAUCAUCCCGGUCAUCCGUGUCAACCUCCACCCUGACAAGGACCCAGAGCUCCGCCUCAAAUUCUUCUCCCUUCUCUCUCGUCUCGUUAUGAAAGCUGGGGAGUCUGAGGGCGCCAGACUGAAAUUCGGAGAUUUCUCAUUGGUGGUUGUGAAGGAGAUGAUUGUACCGAAUUGUGUGUGGCAUGGUGGGAGGACGGCUACCGCGAUUCGGACCACGGCUAUCUCGUGCCUUUGGGCGCUGCUUCAAAGUGGCCUUCUAACAGCUGAGCAAGUAAGCAGUGUAAUAGGAGAACUUCAGACUCAACUAACAUCCCUCCUGGAAGACGGCAGCCGCUCUACCCGCCUCAUCACCUGCCGUGUCAUCCAGAGAAUCCUCGCCCUUUGCGGAUCGACCUUUGACCCCGACCGCCUCCACACAAUGUACAUGGAGCUCCUGAAGCGAAUGGAUGACAGCAGUAACGAGAUACGCAUCGCCGUGGCCAAGACGUUUGAGACCUUCUUCAAGUGCUUCCCUGAGGAUUACGACAAGGGGUUGUACAAGGCCCACCUUGAGACUCUCUACAGAGGGCUGCUGAUCCAUCUUGACGAUCCGGAUUCUAACAUCCAACAGGCUGUUCUUGACGUCCUGAAGCAAGCGGCACCCCUUCAUCCUCAUCUUCUCCUUGAAGAGGUCGAGAUGGUUCGACACAAACAUCGGAGCUUCUUAUUCUGUGAUGAGCUCAUCCAGCAUGUCAAGACCCUUACUGGAUGAUCCAAUUCCUUGAAGUGAAAUUACACCAUUGGUUUGGGGAAGACAUCAUGCGGUCAACAUCUUCUAUGGUCAACAUCUUCUAUGUUGAGUAGCGCCCUCAGCCUAUAACUUCUUGGUAUUUUCGAGAGAAUCGCCCCUGUCCUUCAUGCAUUUAGAUAUUUCAUCUGUAAUUCAGGGUCUAUGUUUUGAGUAGAGUAACACUCUUAUUUCUUCUAUGUUGAGUGGUGCCCUCGGCCGAUAAUUUCACGAGAGAAGUGUCCCCAUAUCUCUCUGUCUUUCAUGCAUGUAGAUAUUUCAUCUGAUGUCACAAAGCCAGAGCGCUGGCGUAAUAUGUCCACAUAGAUCAUGUGGCCUGAACCUCUUUGGGCUUGACAAACAUAGUUUAAAGGAUUAUGGUACUUUUUGUAACACAAAACACAAUGUCCACAGAUUUACAUUAAACUUUCACCGUUUGAAGAUAAUGA
Molecule: messenger RNA, 2975 nt
Organism: Asterias rubens (European starfish)
Lineage: Eukaryota; Metazoa; Echinodermata; Asteroidea; Forcipulatida; Asteriidae
Product: dynein assembly factor 5, axonemal-like
Exons: 9
Coding region: 7-2511 (834 amino acids)
Biological process (GO): cilium movement; inner dynein arm assembly; outer dynein arm assembly
Cellular component (GO): cytoplasm
Molecular function (GO): dynein intermediate chain binding
Source: RefSeq, a predicted model, not a curated record